Andrographis paniculata is the source of this 1283-nucleotide messenger RNA. Its product is annotated as class V chitinase CHIT5b-like. NCBI's taxonomy places the organism in Eukaryota, Viridiplantae, Streptophyta, Magnoliopsida, Lamiales, Acanthaceae. Bases 7 to 1170 code for a protein of 387 amino acids. The record is from RefSeq and is a predicted model, not a curated record. The transcript is spliced from 2 exons. Gene Ontology annotation, cellular component: extracellular region. Gene Ontology annotation, biological process: carbohydrate metabolic process; chitin catabolic process. Gene Ontology annotation, molecular function: chitinase activity; chitin binding.
UAAAAAAUGGCGGCCUUCUUCAAAUUUCUCUCCGCAGCACUCUUCACCAGUCUGACGAUCUCUGCAACUAAUUCCGCCAUGGCUGCAGCAGCAUCAAGCUCUGGUACGUCUCCACCAAUCAAAGGCGCCUAUUACCCUUCCUGGCUACAAUCCUCCUUCCCAAUUUCUUCCAUCAGACCUCGCCUCUUCACCCACCUCUACUACGCUUUCCUCUCGCCGGAAACCGCCACAUUCCGCUUCCAAAUCGACCCCCAAACCGCCGCCUCCCUCCUCAACUUCACCUCCUCCGUCCACUCCAUCUCCCCUCCCGUAAAAGCCCUCUUCGCCGUCGGCGGCGCCGGCGCCGGCGCCACCGCCCUCCUCUCCGCCAUGGCCGCCGACUCCUCUUCCCGCGCAAACUUCAUCCUCUCCGCCAUAGAACUUUCCAGAAAGUUCCAAUUCGACGGAAUCGAUUUAGAUUGGGAAUACCCUCAGAACCCCGCCGAAAUGACCAAUUUAGCCUCCCUACUCCGGGAGUGGCGCGUGGCGAUUGCCGCGGAGGCCGCCGCCACUUCCCGGCCGCCGCUCCUCCUCACCGCAGCCGUCUACUUCUCCUCCCAACUCUCCCUCUCCGGCCCCCUCCGCGCCUACCCGGCCCCCGCCAUCGCCGGCAAUUUGGAUUGGAUCAACGUCAUGAAUUACGACUACCACGGAGGGUGGGACCCGACGGCGACGGGCGCCCACGCGGCGCUGUUUGAUCCGACUUCGGGAAAUCUCAGCACGAGCUCCGGCCUCCGGUCGUGGAUCGAGGCCGGAGUUCCGGCGAGCAAGGUGUGCAUGGGGAUGCCCUUGUAUGGGAGGACGUGGCAGCUCAAGGACCCUCGAUUGUCCGGGAUCGGGGCCCCUGCCGUCGAUGUGGGCCCCGGGGAGAAUCGGUCCGGCGUGCUUACUUACGCCGAGAUAGUAAAGUUCAAUCGGGAGCACAAGGCCAAAGAAAUUUACGAUCCGAAAACCGUGUCGGUUUAUUCUGUUGCGGGAAAUUCGUGGAUCGGGUACGACGAUGCUAUGUCAGUUUCUGUUAAAGUUUGGUAUGCUCGGGGGCUUAAACUUCGAGGAUACUUUUUUUGGGACGUGACUGGAGAUUAUAAAUGGAAAAUUUCGAAGACGGCUUCGAAGAUUUUGUCUACGUGAGGACAUACAUAUUGGAGCAUUAGUCGUCGCAUUGUCCCUUUUUUAUUGAUAUAUAUGCUUUUUUUAUUUAGUGAAAUGUUCAUUGAAUAAACUUUCGAUUAAAAGUAUAAUAG